CGGCGGGAGCGUCGUUGCUAGGUGACGUCAGCGCGCCGGCCGACGCGCGGACGCGACAGCCGGUGUAGGAGGGGGGAGGGGGCCGCGCUCGAGUUCUCCAGCCCGGUGUAGGAUAUAUCACCCUCCUGCAAGAUGAGUAACAGCCAUCCACUCCGUCCUUACACAGCAGUAGGUGAAAUAGACCAUGUUCACAUUCUGUCUGAUCAUGUUGGUGUUCUGAUGAAUGGGGAGGAGUACAGUGAUGUUACCUUUAUAGUGGAAAAGAAACGUUUUCCUGCACACAGAGUGAUUCUGGCAGCGAGGUGCCAAUAUUUCAGAGCAUUAUUAUAUGGCGGAAUGCGUGAAUCUCAGCCUGAAGCAGAAAUCCCUCUCCAAGACACCACUGCAGAGGCCUUUACAAUGUUGUUAAAAUAUAUUUACACAGGCCGUGCCACAUUAAGAGAUGAGAAGGAGGAGGUCCUAUUAGACUUCCUGAGUUUAGCGCAUAAAUACGGAUUCCCAGAGCUGGAAGAUUCCACCUCUGAGUAUCUUUGCACCAUCCUUAACAUUCAGAACGUUUGCAUGACUUACGAUGUUGCUAGUCUGUAUUUGCUUCCCAAACUUACAUGUAUGUGCUGCAUGUUUAUGGACAGAAAUGCUCAAGAGGUGCUCUCCAGUGAAGGUUUUCUGUCACUUUCUAAGCCAGCUCUUCUCAGUAUUGUACUGAGGGAUUCAUUUGCAGCGCCUGAGAAGGAUAUUUUCCAAGCUUUGAUGAACUGGUGUAAACACAACCCGAAGGAAAAUCAUGCGGAAAUCAUGCAGGCAGUGCGCUUGCCACUGAUGAGUUUGACAGAGCUCUUAAAUGUUGUAAGGCCUUCUGGAUUGCUGUCGCCUGAUGCCAUUUUGGAUGCUAUUAAAGUUCGAUCUGAAAGUCGGGAUAUGGACCUCAACUAUAGGGGCAUGUUAAUACCAGGUGAGAACAUUGCCACUAUGAAAUAUGGAGCCCAGGUAGUGAAAGGGGAAUUGAAAUCUGCUUUGUUAGAUGGAGACACACAGAAUUAUGAUUUGGAUCAUGGAUUUUCCCGACACCCCAUUGAUGAUGACUGCCGUUCUGGUAUUGAAAUUAAAUUGGGUCAGCCGUCGAUAAUUAAUCAUAUACGUAUACUGCUAUGGGAUCGUGAUAGCAGGUCUUACUCCUAUUAUAUUGAGGUGUCCAUGGAUGAGCUAGACUGGAUCCGUGUAAUCGACCACUCCAGAUAUCUCUGUCGAUCUUGGCAGAAGCUGUAUUUUCCUGCCCGUGUCUGCAGGUACAUCAGAAUAGUUGGAACACACAACACAGUGAACAAAGUUUUCCAUAUUGUGGCUUUUGAAUGCAUGUUCACCAACAAAACCUUCACUCUUGAGAAAGGCCUGAUAGUUCCCACUGAGAACGUUGCAACGGUUGCAGACUGUGCCAGUGUGAUUGAGGGCGUAAGCCGAAGUCGCAAUGCCUUGCUGAAUGGAGACACAAAGAACUAUGACUGGGAUUCUGGGUAUACAUGCCAUCAGCUAGGCAGUGGUGCUAUCGUAGUGCAGUUGGCACAACCUUACAUGAUUGGAUCAAUUCGGUUACUUCUCUGGGAUUGUGACGACAGAAGCUAUAGCUAUUACAUUGAAGUUUCCACUAACCAGCAGCAGUGGACAAUGGUGGCCGACAGAACAAAGGUUUCCUGCAAAUCUUGGCAAGUAAUAACUUUUGACAGACAAGCAGCAUCUUUUAUCAGAAUUGUUGGAACUCACAACACAGCUAAUGAGGUGUUCAUUGUGUGCAUUUUGAGUGCCCAGCUCAAACUGCUGCCCACAAGGAGGAAGGCUGUGAGGAAGACAUGUGCACAAGUGGGCAGCAGCUGGCAUCCCGUCCACCUCGAGCUUCAAGUACCAGUUCUGUGCACUCUCUCCCAGGAUCCACUUCACACCCAUAAGCUCACCAAGCCUAUAAAGAGCCUGAAUAAAAGUAUUUACGACCCCAGUGCCAUGAUAAAAUUGUUCACCAUCUUCUUAUUGUAGGCACCUCUUGUUCUCUGAAUGGACAGAGGGGACCAUACUUGGCGGCUGGAGAUGUUCAAGUGGAAAAGGCUGCCCAAAGACUUGAGGGGUGGCUUCAUUUUGUUCAGAUCAGGAUGUUCUCCAGGGAAAAGAAAUGGGCUUUCAGUUUUCACCAACUCUCCUAUUUACACCCUACCUCUUUAACUGAACCAAAUCAGGUUGAUUGAAGGAAACAAACCAACAAAAAGCCAAGCCCAAUUGUAAUAUAAACAUGCCAUGUGAACAGUAUGGAAAAGAGAUCAUUACAUGUGCCUGCAGAAGGUACUUCCUAGGAAAUGGGUGUUCCCUUAGAAUGUUUAUGGAAGAUAAUGUGUACAGAAACCAUAUUUUUUAUUUAAUUUAUUCUUGAUCCACAUUUCUUUGUAAAUUGCAUGCCAUUUUCAAAGUCUAAGAACAUAAGAGCCUGCUGGAUCAGGCCAAUGGGCCCUCUAGUCCAGCACCCUGUUCUCACAGUGGUCAACCAGAUGCCUGUG
Lacerta agilis (Sand lizard) is the source of this 2537-nucleotide messenger RNA. It is a transcript of the gene BTBD9, whose product is annotated as BTB domain containing 9. NCBI's taxonomy places the organism in Eukaryota, Metazoa, Chordata, Lepidosauria, Squamata, Lacertidae. Gene Ontology annotation, biological process: circadian behavior; modulation of chemical synaptic transmission; adult locomotory behavior. The transcript is spliced from 11 exons. The coding region runs from base 133 to 2025 and encodes 630 amino acids. Gene Ontology annotation, molecular function: protein binding. The record is from RefSeq and is a predicted model, not a curated record.